AUGACCAAAACUUCAAACUUGAAUCAACUCUUUUUACUUCAUAUUCGUCUGGACAUCUUGACUAUGCUCCUCAAAUUAGUUGAAUUUCAUCCAAAUUCUUUGAUUGAGAUUCUUGAACUUGAUCCCUCUUCAUCAAAUCCUCAGGAAUAUAUUAUGGAAUGGGUCUUUGAUUUAUUGAUUAAUACAUCUUCCUCUCUUUGUCCUUGCUACUCUCUACUCUGGGUUUUACUUAUUCGUCAUGGUGAAAGAGUUUCAAAGGGAUGGUAUAAGUAUCUACACUCUAAAAUUGUCCAAUUUCAUUCUGGUCGUAGGAGAAUUAUUCGUGGUUAUUUGGACAGUGUUCGUGGGAACAUUGAGUUGGUGAAUUCAAAUGGAAAUAUUGAUAGGACAAGAUUGUAUAACAUGUACUGGUCGGUUCUAGUUGCUUCUGCUCCGGUGUAUGAGAAAGCAAUGGUCCUUUUGGUUAACCCUGAGCAACUUUCAAUUCUGAAUACAGCCUCCAGAUUUUCAACUGCCGUUUGGAUUAUUCGCAAUCAAUUUCUUGGGGAUAAUCCCCCUUCGAAGGACUCAAUUCGACAUGCUCUUCAAUCACUUCUUGCACUUCAAGGUGUCUGGGGUGCUGGAGUUGAGACUGUUCGAUCUCUUUGGCUCUACUUCAGUCGAAAACUCGACUCAAUGAGUGACAUACAAUCAAAGGGUGCUUCGUCGGGAUUUUCAGAAAUCCACCCCUUUUACCUAUUUUGUGAAGCGACAGUUCAAACCUUUUUGGUCUACCCAACUGACGUCUUGAAUAUAAUUAGGUUAGCUUUACCCACGUUAACACGUCAGGGAGUUUCAAACUACUUUAUCCUUUUGGAAAAUAUACUUGAAGGUGUUUCAAAUUCACCGCGUAAACAAAAGGCUGCUACUGAACUGGCUGAAUUUGUGAUAUCUCUGUUCGGUGGUGUAGAAGAGGCCCAAUUGAAAUGGUCUUGUGAUUGGGAGGUGGGUCGUCGAUGUGCAGCUCUGGAAGGUCUACAAAAACUGCUCACUUCUUUCUCAAAAGAUUCACCUACCACUUUGGAGCUUGAUGAGGCCUUAACGCGUCUAAUGCAACUUACCUCACUUUUUAGAGAAGCCCUUCUUCGUCAGAUUAGUAGGAAAAACGAAGAAUCUACUGGGAGUUUUUCAAACUUCACUUCUGUUAGAUGGCGAGAUAACUUGGAGCGAGUGGCGCUGUCGUUUUGUAAAUCUCUAUUAUCAAGUGUGGAUAAAACGAAAUUUAUUUCCAGUCUUUUGGACACUUCUCUCAUUGACCUUUUGUGCUCUUCUGAACGUGGAGAUUGGCUUCCUUUUCUACGGGAUUUUUUAUCCUCCCUUCGCUCUGUUGGAAUUUCUUGUCUCAAUGAUCUAAAUGUACUUAUUUGGUCUGUGAUCUUUCCCCAAUUUGUCUCUCGAGCUUGCACAAAUUCUUCAUGGUCAAAAGAGUCAGCUGAAGUCGCAGUUCAGUUUAUCAAUAUUGCUUUAACAUCACCUUUACCGGAGACAAAAUCUCCUUGGGACAUUCUCCAAAAUUUAGUCUUCAAGACAGACCUUGAUUUCUCGUUUAGAACGAAAUUUUUCAGUCUUCUGUUCAGCGAUUUCACUUUGUUGGAGUCUCUUCUUUCAAACCCCAAAAUGGACAUAGAACAAGCUUGGCAGUUCUAUACAAUUUGGUUAACCUACAAGCUUCUAGGCGAAAAAACAGAUAAUGGCAGUAAAGUUCUCGGUUCUCUAUUUAACAGAGGCUGUGAUUUGCCUGAUGGGAUUUUUGGUCUUUUGGACACAUCCGAUGGAGAAAUCUCGAUGAUCAGACUUUGCAAUCGGUUUGAAGCUGCUGAGACUUUUCAAGAUCGUAUGACUUUCAAGUCUGCCAUCCUUCGUCGAUUAGCUCCUCUUGGCAAACUCUUGAACUCAAUUAUGGAAAGGUUUAUCACACCGCAAUUAACUGCGCAAUCGUAUUCAGAUAUCGAAAUUACGAAAGCUUAUAAAGCUACCUCUUCGCUCUUUCAAGUCACUUCUGCUCUUCUCUAUUCACCUGAUGGCGUCUUCAAUGAACUCUUCGCCUCUUUUCUGAUGCCACCUUGGAGACACCUUGAAAAGGAAGCACCAAACAAGAAGAUAAUAAUUCAAAACUGCGUUGCUGAAAGUUUACCCAGUUUUCUUCGUGGAAUCGCUCAGCUGAACUUCCUUACAGAUCCUUUCAUUAUUCGAAUGCUGCGAGAGCUUCUACGAGCUGCGUUCUUCGCUUUUCCCGAAGGAAUGGAUUUUGUUGUGUGGUUAAAUUUUUGCCAGAAAAUGGACGAAGGAACUAUGACCAUGGUUCAAAGGUUGAGGUGUGUUUGA
Rodentolepis nana is the source of this 2364-nucleotide messenger RNA. NCBI's taxonomy places the organism in Eukaryota, Metazoa, Platyhelminthes, Cestoda, Cyclophyllidea, Hymenolepididae. The record is from the annotation of a GenBank genome assembly.